This is a messenger RNA of Triticum turgidum subsp. durum (durum wheat), 675 nucleotides long. The record is from the annotation of a GenBank genome assembly. Lineage: Eukaryota; Viridiplantae; Streptophyta; Magnoliopsida; Poales; Poaceae.
AUGAGCUUCCUCUUCGGCAAGCGGAAGACCCCAGCUGAGCUGCUGCGGGAGAACAAACGUAUGCUAGAUAAGUCCAUCAGGGAGAUCGAGAGGGAGAGGCAGGGCCUGCAGACUCAGGAGAAGAAGCUCAUCGCUGAGAUCAAGAAGGUGGCCAAGCAAGGACAGAUGGGAGCUGUAAAAGUUAUGGCCAAGGACCUUAUUCGCACAAGGCAUCAGAUCACGAAAUUUUAUGCCCUGAAGUCCCAGUUGCAAGGUGUAUCUCUUCGUAUUCAGACCCUGAAAUCAACACAAGCAAUGGGAGAAGCCAUGAAGGGCGUCACAAAAGCCAUGUCACAGAUGAACAGGCAGAUGAAUCUACCAGCACUCCAGAAGAUAAUGCGGGACUUUGAGAUGCAAAAUGAGAAGAUGGAAAUGGUCAGCGAGGUUAUGGGUGAUGCCAUCGACGAUGCCUUGGAGGGUGAUGAGGAGGAGGAAGAAACAGAAGAGCUAGUUAGCCAGGUCCUCGAUGAAAUCGGCAUCGACAUCAACUCUGAGCUUGUCAAGGCCCCGGCUACCGCAGUCGCCAUGCCGGUUGCAGCGGGAAAAGCGCCUGUUCAAGCUGAAGCUGCGGGCGGGAUGGACGGUGGAAUAGAUGAUGACUUGCAGGCACGGCUUGAUAACCUGAGGAAGAUGUGA